AUGUAUAUGAAAAGGUCGGAGUUGGAGACCUCAAAUUAUCUCAAGGAUGAUCGUCUUAGCAUACAUGGUACAGUCAGCAUAGUGCAAACUCAUUUUGAAGAGGGGAAACGUUAUGUUAUUCCUGUAUCUCCAUCAGAUAUGAUUCAGAAUCUCAGGCGUUUGCUGAAAUCUGAAAUUGGUUCUGAUAUUACUUUUCAAGUUGCCGGUGAAGAAUUCCGAGCCCAUAAGUCGAUUCUUGCGGCUCGAUCUCCUGUAUUUAAAUCUAUGUUUUUUGGACUAGUGGGUAAUCGAGACAUGGAAACAACAGUUGUUGAAGAGUUUGAUCCUUUUGCUUUUAAGGUCAUGCUGCUAUUUUUGUACUCGGAUGAACUUCCUGAAACACAUGAACUUUGUGAUUCAGAUUCUCCUUGCACUUCAACUAAAAUCAUGCGACAUCUAUUAACUGCAGCAGAUUGCUAUAAUCUUGCUCGAUUGAGACAAAUGUGUGAGGCUAAAUUAUAUGAAGAUAUAGCUGUAAAUACUGUGGCAGAUACACUGGCAUUAACAUAA
This is a messenger RNA of Papaver somniferum (opium poppy), 549 nucleotides long. RefSeq names its product BTB/POZ and MATH domain-containing protein 3-like. Lineage: Eukaryota; Viridiplantae; Streptophyta; Magnoliopsida; Ranunculales; Papaveraceae. Gene Ontology annotation, molecular function: protein binding. The transcript has 2 exons. The record is from RefSeq and is a predicted model, not a curated record. Bases 1 to 549 code for a protein of 182 amino acids. Gene Ontology annotation, biological process: protein ubiquitination.